AUGUAUGAAACAGGCGAGACGCGCUCUGUCAGACCAACGUACAACCAGGUUUUAAAGUAUAGAAUAAGGCUGGCUGGCAGGACUUUUGGCAGCGGGAGCAUUGAAGUAGUCGCGCUUUUGCCUAAGCGCGAAGCAAAAAGCGAGGGAAUGGGGGGAGGCGCUACUCUCCCGGAUGCCCAAACGCUCCACAUGGGGAAGAGUAAUUUUAGAGCGAUUUUCCUCAUGCAUGCAAAGCGUUUGGCGCUUGGUCUUUGUGGUGCCAAAUGGCCCGUCAGUGAUAGGCGCUUUUUGCAAGUAGUGCGUAUGUCCUCAUUGCCAAUGGACAUGGAGGCAUUUAGCGCUUGA
Messenger RNA from Linderina pennispora, 345 nucleotides. RefSeq lists its product as uncharacterized. The transcript has a single exon. The record is from RefSeq and is a predicted model, not a curated record. Bases 1 to 345 code for a protein of 114 amino acids. Lineage: Eukaryota; Fungi; Kickxellomycota; Kickxellomycetes; Kickxellales; Kickxellaceae.